This is a messenger RNA of Musa acuminata subsp. malaccensis (wild Malaysian banana), 1006 nucleotides long. Its product is annotated as large ribosomal subunit protein uL2. The record is from RefSeq and is a predicted model, not a curated record. Gene Ontology annotation, cellular component: ribosome; cytosolic large ribosomal subunit. Lineage: Eukaryota; Viridiplantae; Streptophyta; Magnoliopsida; Zingiberales; Musaceae. Gene Ontology annotation, biological process: cytoplasmic translation. Gene Ontology annotation, molecular function: structural constituent of ribosome; RNA binding.
CCUACGCUGACGAACCCUAAGCCCAGCGCCACCUCUUUGCUGCCGCAGCCGCUGCCGAGAUGGGACGCGUGAUCCGUGCCCAGAGGAAGGGAGCGGGGUCAGUGUUCCGCUCCCACACUCACCACCGCAAGGGGCCGGCCCGUUUCCGGAGCCUCGACUUCGGGGAGCGGAAUGGCUACCUCAAGGGCGUGGUCACCGAGAUCCUGCACGACCCUGGUCGUGGCGCCCCCCUCGCCCGCGUCACCUUCCGCCACCCCUUCCGGUAUAAGCUCCAAAAGGAACUCUUCAUCGCCGCCGAGGGGAUGUACACUGGCCAGUUCGUCUACUGCGGCCGUAAGGCCUCCCUCAUGGUCGGCAACGUCCUCCCCCUCCGCUCCAUUCCCGAGGGUGCCGUCGUCUGCAACGUGGAGCACCACGUUGGCGAUCGCGGCGUCCUCGCCCGCGCCUCCGGCGAUUACGCCAUUGUCAUCAGCCACAACCCCGAUAACGGCACCAGCAGGAUCAAGCUCCCAUCAGGAGCCAAGAAGAUCGUCCCAAGCAACUGCCGUGCAAUGAUUGGCCAGGUCGCUGGUGGUGGCCGAACCGAGAAACCCCUACUCAAGGCAGGCAAUGCCUACCACAAGUUCAGAGUGAAACGGAACUGCUGGCCGAAGGUUCGUGGUGUGGCUAUGAACCCUGUGGAGCAUCCCCACGGAGGAGGAAAUCACCAGCACAUCGGACAUGCCUCCACCGUUCGCCGUGAUGCUCCUCCUGGACAGAAGGUUGGUCUCAUCGCCGCAAGGAGGACCGGUCGUCUCAGGGGACAGGCUGCCGCAACCGCUGCCAAGGCAGAGAAGACCUCUUAAAUUGCUAGUGAGAAAUAGGCAUCUGGUGUUUUGGUUUUCUGUAAGUUUUAUUUAUCAUCUAAGAGAACUAUGGUGACUUGAGUAAUCUUAUGUUGGACCCGUUAUGGUUUUGGAGUUAGAUUUCAAUUGACCAUCUUGAUCUGGAUUUCAUCUUGUUGAAA